Molecule: messenger RNA, 1262 nt
Organism: Chelonia mydas (Green sea turtle)
Lineage: Eukaryota; Metazoa; Chordata; Testudines; Cheloniidae
Exons: 2
Coding region: 1-1008 (335 amino acids)
Source: RefSeq, a predicted model, not a curated record
AUGUCCUUUCCAACGCAGUAUCAGCAAGGGAAGGUGUUGGAGUGGAAAGCGACCAUCUUUCACUCAUCUUGGGCGGAUGGUGGAGACGCACCCAACACCCUUCCCAACAUUGUAACAGCGCUGAAAGGUAUCGGAGGGAAACCGACCAUCCCUCACUCCUCGUGGACGGGUGGUGGGAACGUCCUUCCCAAGGUAGCACAGGAACUGUACAGUGUUGGAGAGCCACCGACCCCUUUUUCGCUCAUCUCGGCUGGAGGAUGGAGACGCUCAACCAUUUUCCCAACGUCGUAUCUGCACCGGACGGCGUUGGAGAGAGACAGACUGCCCGUGGUUUGUCUCGGCUGCAUUAUGGAGAUGCUCAAUGAUUUUCCCAACGUCGUAUCUGCACCGGACAGCUUUGGAGAGAGGCCGACUGCCCAUGGUUCGUCUCGGCUGGAGUAUGGAGAUGCUCAACGAUUUUCCCAACGUCGUAUCUGCACCAGACGGUUUUGGAGAGAGGCCAACUGCCCAUGGUUCCUCUCGGCUCGAUUAUGGAGACGCUCAACGGUUUUCCCAACGUCGUAUCUGCACCGGACGGCUUUGGAGAGAGGCCAACUGCCCAUGGUUCAUCUCGGCUGGAUUAUGGAGAGGCUCAACGAUUUUCCCAACAUCGUAUCUGCACCAGACGGCUUUAGAGAGAGGCCGACUGCCCAUGGUUCGUCUCGGCUGGAUUAUGGAGACACUCAACGGUUUUCCCAAUGUCGUAUCUGCACCAGACGGCGUUGGAGAGAGGCCGACUGCCCAUGGUUCGUCUCAGCUGGAUUAUGGAGACGCUCAACGGUUUUCCCAAUGUCGUAUCUGCACCAGACGGCUUUGGAGAGAGGCCGACUGCCCAUGGUUCGUCUCGGCUGGAUUAUGGAGACGCUCAAAACUCUACCCAGGGUGGUGUUGAAUGGAACCCAACCGUUCUUCAGUCCUUUGGGGCGUAAGGCGAAGGAACCAGCAUCUUUCCUGGUGUGGCAUUGGUAGUCUAGGACGUUUGAGAGAAGCCAACAGUUCUUCACUCAUGACCGAGAAGCCAGCGCCUCCCGCAUCCACCCACCCACCAGUAUUGGAGAGGAAACCACCUGCCCCACAGAGGCCAGAAACGGGGGAAAGUUACACCUGGAAAUUGGUUUUUUUCGUGGGGAGGGAAUUCGACUCGAUUUUUUUCCAAGCCAAACUUUGAAUGUAACGACCACUCGAGAUUCAGUUUUUUUCGGGGUUGGGGAGGGUCAGGAAUG